GGACCGAGCAACGGGAGCUCACCCUGUCGCGGGGAUUCGAACCACCGACCUUCUGAUCAGCAAGUCCUAGGCUCUGUGGUUUAACCGACAGCGCCACCCACAUCCCAUCUGGGACUCAGCUAUACAGCUGCAAAUAAAACGUUUUCAGUGUGUUUUAAGUGCAAUAUACAAUGUGACACUAGAUGGUGAUGGUGAGCCUUAUGGAAAAUUCAAUGCAUUUUUUUAAAAAAGCAUUUUCAGCAUGGCUUUUAUAUGUGUGUAGAUUCCACCCUAGUGUUAGUCUCCCUGCCUUCCGCCCAAUGGGCCUCCACUAGUUGUAAACCAGGAUAACUCUCCAGCAACUUAUGAGGUAGUGCUGCUGAACAGUUGAAGCCAGCACAGAGGCAGCCUUCCUCAGCUUGGUUGUCCAGUGGAAAACCCACAGAGCUCAGGUCCUAGAGCAGCAUCCCAGAGAGCCCAAUGAUCUGGAACAACCCCAGAGCAGGUUUGGCCUCUGCACCAAGUGCCAGGCAUGUGUCUGCAGGAAUGCCUCCUUUCCUCACUUUUUCUUCUUCCACAGGAAUGGUGUUUUGUGGUGGCAAGGUAUGGCAGGCUUGGCUGAUCAGGGGAUGCAGAAGAGGGUGACUAGUAUUCUUCAUGUAGUCCAAUAUUGUCUUCUUUGAUCAGCAGCAGCAACCCCCCAGGGUCAGGUCUUUUCCAUCACCUGCCUGCCAACUCCUCCUCCUUAUGGGAGAUGCUUCCAGUGAUUAAAUCUGGGACCAUCUUGUUCUGCCUCUAAGCCCUGCUCGCUCUCCCAUGGCCUGGCAGGGCAGCAGGAGCUGAGGUCAGUGCAACAACUCAAAAUUCAGAAGUGAACAAUACCUCCUGGUUGCCUUGUGUGAUAUUCCUGCUAUUCUUUUCAAGGGAAGGCUCAGAGAAGUGAAGAUAUGUCUGUGGGCCGAGUUGGGAGGAGCUCUCCAGCUGCUGGCAGAUGUUCCUUUAUGCCUCUGCCUCCAAGCCGUGUUUAUUGGACGUGCAGUAACUCUUUGCACAAUGGAGGAGGCAUCUUUUGCUUCCCUGGAUGCAGGCAAUAUUUCACAACGUGUGACUUGGGUUUCUCAGAUGAUAGUGGUUUUCAAAAGAACCAAAAAAGAGCCACAAUAGGCCAUUUUCUCUUUCCUCGGCCCCCCACUCUUCUGUGUCAUCUCCGUUCCCAGGCAGGUUCUUCGACAUAUCAUUUAUGAAAACUAAGGAAAUAAAUAAAUAAGCCAACCCUUCAUUGUUUUAACCCUACAGAUCCACAAUGUGGAUCUGAACUACCUAAAAUACCUUUAAAACACUUUAAAACAUUCAUAACAAUUCUAAAAAACAACUUAUGGUCAUCUCACCGCCCCCUCACAGGCCAAGUGUGAUGUAUGGGCAGAAUUAAUUACCUGUCAACAAUCACCUGGCAUCAUAAUAACCAUGGAGACAUUUGUUUUGGCUUUAGGGGUCUUCAGAAGCCCUGUUCAAAGCACUUUGACCUGCACUUUGAACAGAGUUUUUGAAGAUCCAACAAUCAGCUGAUUUUGGGGGGGGGGGUUGUGUGUGGCAUUGCCAGAACGGCCCUAUGGACCAUAUAGGGAGUCCUGGGUCCAGAGGCUCCCCACCCCUGACUUAUAAUCCUCCAUCUCCUCAGUCAUUCAAUUUGGAUUUCUCAUGUGUCACACCUGGAUCUUAAUACUGAAUGGCAGAUCUCUAUGGAGUGCUUUGCUGGCUCAUAAUCUUGCCUUCCUGGAAAUGAGAGAGGGAUCCUGCACAUGUAGGAAGAAGUGUGCUCUCCACACAUUCAGUAACAUUGAUUGGGCUUCUAUUGACUUCAUACCUCUAUGCAAAGCUUUUUCUUACAUUUAUAUCCAAGUUUUGUUACUUCAUGGAACCUAGCAUCCCAUCCAGGCACUGAGCAGAGCUAAACACACUUAAGUUCAGCAAGGCAGUGGUCUCUUCCUCUGGGACCUAGUAGCACCAUCUCUUCCAAUAGCAAAUUUGCGUAGUGAGUACUGACAGGGAUUGUAGCCAAAAUCGGGCCACUGAGAAACAAGAGGGAGCUGUCAACAUGCUUUGGGGGAUCCUGGGUUUGGCAGAAAUACAAAAAAUUAAAAACCUAGGAAGCAACACUUUUCCCACACCUCCAGAAAGUUGCCCAGAGAAGCCCAAGCAUGCUCAGUAGCCAUGGAAUGUUGGCUAGCAAAGUAAAAUGGGGAGAUCCUUCUUGCCAGACCUCAGAAAUGAGAUUUUAAGAGGGGAUCUGAUAUAUGACUAGUGUUGUUGCACAUCGCCCCAAUCUCUGAGCUGUGUGAAAUUCCAGGGGUCCCAGGCGCUUACCCAAGGUUUAGUUUCCUCAGAAUUAGGGACAGUGAAACCUGCGGUGUCUUUAUGAUAUUUGGUUUAUUUAGAAUUGCCUUUUAAUAUAUAUAUAUUACAUAUUUUAUUGAUUGUUUAAAAAGAAAAACACAAACAUAACAAAAAGAAAGAAAAACAAAGAAUCAGAAACUGUAAACCAUAGAGUGUCAUUGCACUCUAUGCACUCGUUGAACUCUAAAGCACAGUUGCUUUUUCAAAAGCUGCAAAAAUAGCUUAGCCAGCCCCCUGGAACUACCAUCAAUGCUUUUUACCUUUUUCCAUGUUUCCUCCUCAAACAAUUCUUGCUGAGAGUGACAGAACAUAAUCAGCUCCUGUCAUUCCCAAGGGGACUUGCUCCAUUGUAAUUCCAAGUGUAAUUCCUAGCUGCUUUAGGCUGCGGGCACCUCUAAGAGGUGGGCUCUGGAUCCAUUUCAGAGUCAUGUUGUGCCCAGACUGAAUCAGGCAAAUCUGAGUUUGACAGAUUCUCCCCACCCUCAUCUCUAGUUAAGCAACAAUGUACACAUGCAAUAUUAAAACCAGUUAAUCUGUUCCCUAAUAUCAGAAACAUCCCAUUACAUUCCUCUUGAGAGGUGAUAUAGCCAUUACAGAUCAGGGAGAGAGAAAAAGCCUUUAUUUUCUGUUUGACAAAGUUCUCCCGGUGCAGGUGCUGCUUAUAGAUGUGUUCUUUGCUCUGCCAGUUUGCUGCAUUUCCUCAACUUCCUCAACUGAACUUCUCCUUAACUCUGCAGUCCUUUCACGGAUAUCUUGGUCAUCUCCAUCCCCUUCCUUCCCCCUUUCACAGCCUUUGCUUGUCUGUGGUUUGCAUUCUGGGAAUGGACCUCAGAUCACAUCUCUCUGCAAGGUCCUGGAGCUGGUGAAGUUAUGGCCCGAGGGGAGUGGCUUGUCCAAAAUUUGCUGCUGCUAAAUCGCAUCCGAGGCCUCCGCCUUCACUUGCUUACAAGCUAGCAGAGGAAACAAGCCACGUUCAUUUUCCAGUGGUCUGAACAUCUGAAAGCAGCAGCACACUCCACAGAGUGCGGUGAGGCUGACAUGGGAGAAGAACGCCACGCAAAAGAAACAAAUUAAAAUCAUCGUGGUGGGACCUAACUCUCCUUGAGGACUCUGUUGGACGUAAGUGCUUUAUCAUGGCCAAAUCAGGCCAUCAUAUUCUCCGGGUGUCUUUCUACACCCCAGGCACUGCACUUUCUUUCUUUUUUAAGCAAGUCUCCUGCCCCCUUAGAAAGAAAGUUAUGAAACAAAAUGUGCAGGUACCCUUUUAAGUCAUUUCUGUGAAAUGAACAGGCCUGCCUACUCCCACCUCUGUUUGUAGCAAGCAAGUGAAGUCAGAGCUGUGAUUGAUAAAUUAGUUGUUUGGUUCUGCUGUUUCGCCAUCCCCUUUAAUGCACUUUUCCUGCUUCUGUCUUAUUUUCUAUGCAAAAUUAUCGUGUGAAAAUACAAUCAUGGGAAAAACUUCACCAUGACUGUAUUCUCUCUGAUUUUGCAUUAUGUCAUCCUCCCAUGGCAGUCAUUUUGUGACUGGUGUGCCCCCCUCCGAACUCUCUCAACAUUUAAGAAGUGCCCCCUGGUCCAAAAUAGUUGGCAACCCCUGCUGUACUAAUACUGGUCCCUAGUAAAUCCAUUUUCCUAUUUUUGCUUUGGGGGAAUAUGUUCAGGUUCUCUUUUAGAAGUUGUGUUUGAGUGUCCCGGCAUAUACCAGAAUAUUUCAGGUUUCAGCCUUGUUCCCAGUCUGGAGUUAACCUCCUGAGGUUGAGUGUGUGCGCAUGCAUCUUUGAUUCACAGAGUUGAAAGGGAUUCCAAAUGUUAUAGGUGGCUAUCCAGCUUCUCCUUUAAAAAUCCCUAACAUCUGGAGGCAGUAUUUCCCACUCUUGAACAUCUUAUACCACCAGGAAAUUCUUCCUAAUGUUUAGCCCAAAUACUCUUUCUUGUAAUUUGUUCCAUAGAAUCAUAGAAUUGUAGAGUUGGGAUGGAUCCUCAGGGUCAUCUAGUCUAACCCCUGUGAUGCAGCAAUCCAUCUUAAGCAUCCCUGACAGAUGGCCAUCCAAUCUCUACUUAGAAACCUCCAAUGAAAGAGAGCCUACCACCUUCUGAGGUAAUCCAUUCCACUGGUGAAUGGCUCUUACUAUCGGAAAACUCUUCCUGGUGUUUAGUCAGAAUCUCCUUUCUUGUCAUUUGAAUCCAUGGUUCAGACCCUCCCCUCUGGAGAAAAGAAGUUUGCUCCAUCUUCCAUGUGACAUCCCUUCAGAUAGUUGAAAAUGGCAAUCAUAUCACCUCUCAAUCUCUUCUUUUCUAGUUGGUUCUGGUCUUAUUAUUCUUUGGAGCAACAAAUUUGCUUCAUCAUGUUGGCAAGACCCCUUCAGAUGUGUGAAGAUGGCUCUCAUUUUGCCUCUAAAUUGCCUCUUCACCAGGCUAAGCAUAACCAACUCCUCCAACCUUUCCACAUAGGCCUCCACAAUUCUACUUUCUUUGCAUCCCAGGUUUUUGGAGGUCUGGACCACUUCUGGCUUUUGAGGCCCCUAGCCAUAAUAAAUGCAGCCACAGAAAACUGAAGGCACAUUAAGGUGAAAUAAGGCACACACACACAAAAAGAAAUAAAGGAAAAACUCCCAGCCAUUUGUGGUGUUUGGGGACCUGCGCUACUUUUCCAGCAAUACAGAGAUGGGCACAAGAUUUUGCCUUUUUCUCUUUGCAUGUGCAGCUUUUAUGGACCAGAUACCAGGGGCAGCACCCAGCGGGAAAGCAACCAGGCUACCCUUGGAUCUUGGCGCGAAGAGUGAUGUGGAGAAAGCCAUGAGAAUAUUUGAGAGGCACCUGAAAGAAGGAUGUGUCUCUGAAAGGAAGGAGCUGACGAGAGCCAAAGAAAAUUUGGAGAAGACCCUGCUGCAAACCAGUCUCCUGACAGAGAAUCUCACUGUUGUGCAUGACAAUAUUCAAACAUUAAUAUUCAGGAUAAAUCUUAGCGAUUUCAGAGGACUGAAUGUCAGCAGCGACAGCUUAAUGCGCAAUACCUCAGUGAAGAACCAAACCCGACAUGCCAUGCAUUUCCCUGCUGAGCUAGCGAAGAGAGCCCAGGGCACAGCUGCAAAGGAGAUGCGGCUCACCUGCAUUUACCUGAAAACAUCUUGCUUCUUCCAGGACAGAAAGAACCACACCUUGCUGAAUGAUGACAUCUUAGGGGCCACCUUUGGGAAUAUCAGCAUUACUCAACUCAUUCAACCGGUGGAGAUCAGGUUUUGGCACAACCAUACGCUGGCCAAUGCCAGUGUGGCCUGUGUUUUUUGGCUGGAAGGAACAGAAGAGGGCAGCAUGGGGAGCUGGAGCCAGGAAGGCUGCACAACUAACAUCAGCUGGGAGGGCAUGGUUCUGUGCCAGUGCAACCACCUCACCUACUUUGCUGUCCUUGUGCAAAUCUCCCCAACCACUCUGGAUGAAUCUCUGCUGGCUCCUCUGACCUAUAUCACCAACAUAGGCUGCAGUAUCUCUGCUUUUGCAUGCCUGCUCACUAUCAUUUUCUACAUUUUAUCCCGGAAAAUCCAGCAUGAUUCCACAACAAAGAUCCACAUGAACCUUCUGGGAGCCCUCUUCCUUCUCAAUGUGUCCUUCCUGGGCAGCAGCUUCCCAGCAUCAGCCAGCCUUUCGUGGCCGUGCACAGCCACAGCCGCUUUCCUCCAUUACUCUCUGCUCUGCUGCCUGACCUGGAUGGCCAUCGAAGGCUUCCACCUCUACCUGCUCGUGAUCCGAGUCUACAACUCAUACAUCAUGCGCUACCUCCUUAAACUGUGUUCAGUUGGCUGGGGGUUCCCUGGCUUAGCAGUGGUGAUCAUCUUCCUGAGCAACAGCCAAAUUUAUGGCCGUUAUGGUAUCAAAACCAGCUCUGCUCACCGCAACAGUACCAUGUGCUGGAUCACUUCCCCCACAGUGCAUUACUUCAACCUGAUUUACUGCAGCGGCACCAUAGUCUUCAAUAUAGCUGUCUUGACCUUGGUGGUUUGGAGGCUCAGGCAGCUCCGAGCCAGUCCUCGGCAGCGGAAAGAGCAUUCCUAUAAGGACAUGGUGACGGUUCUUGGGCUGUCUUGCCUCCUGGGUGCCACCUGGGCGUCAGUUUUCAUCUCCUUCGGGGUGCUCUCGGUCCCGCAGAUCUUCCUGUUCACUGUCCUCAACUCACUUCAAGGGCUUUUCAUCUGCCUCUGGUACUGCACCUUGAGGUCCCAUUCGCAGGACAACAUCUCAACGGGCUCUCGUUUAUCUCGUUCAUCUCAGUGACUGCAGCAUUGCAUGACUGGCGAAGCCUUGGAACAAAAGGAUGCCCAAAUUCUGGAAAUUUAGUGGGUGUUGCCUUCCAAAAGGGAAUCUUCAUAGGAGGAGGAAGGAAGGCAAGUAUAUGCAUGUGGUCUAAAUCAGGGAUUGGGAAUCUGUUGCCCUCUAGAUGUUGUUGGACUCCAACUCCCAUGAGCCUCAGCCAGCAUGGCCAAUGUCAAGGAUGAUGGAACUUGUAGCCCAGAAAC
Molecule: messenger RNA, 6884 nt
Organism: Podarcis raffonei (Aeolian wall lizard)
Lineage: Eukaryota; Metazoa; Chordata; Lepidosauria; Squamata; Lacertidae
Gene: ADGRG5
Product: adhesion G protein-coupled receptor G5
Exons: 14
Coding region: 5038-6642 (534 amino acids)
Biological process (GO): adenylate cyclase-activating G protein-coupled receptor signaling pathway; cell surface receptor signaling pathway
Cellular component (GO): membrane
Molecular function (GO): G protein-coupled receptor activity
Source: RefSeq, a predicted model, not a curated record